Molecule: messenger RNA, 726 nt
Organism: Mesocestoides corti
Lineage: Eukaryota; Metazoa; Platyhelminthes; Cestoda; Cyclophyllidea; Mesocestoididae
Source: the annotation of a GenBank genome assembly
AAACUGUCCUACUUUGGUUUAUUUCGAUUUUCACUGACUACGCAAUCACCCUUCUUCCAGCGACCACGUCGACUUAGUCAAACAAGCAUUCUACAAAAGAUGGCCAAUUCUAUUUACACAUAUGUCCGGGACUUUGAGGCUGACAGUCCUUGCUUGCCCAACACCUGGAUUGUUGUGCGACUAGACGGGCAGACUUUUCACAAAUUUGCAGAGAAACACAACUUUGUGAAACCUAACGAUGAGCGCGCAUUGAGGUUGGCCAGUGAAGCUGCGAAACGAGUUAUGCGGCAGCACCUGGAUAUUGUUUUGGCCUACGGACAGUCAGAUGAAUUCAGCUUUGUGUUUAGGCGCUCUACGGAAUGCUUCAACCGAAGACCCAGCAAACUGCUUACGACGGUCGCAUCACUCUUUGCUUCGGCAUAUGUUUUUGAGUGGCCAAAUUUUAUGGAAGGCACCAAACUUUUGUAUCCCCCCGCAUUCGAUGGUCGAGUGGUUCUUUAUCCGACGGACAAAAACCUCAGGGACUAUCUGAGCUGGCGACAAGUUGACUGUCACAUUAAUAAUCUGUAUAACACUUGCUUUUGGAAUUUGGUGCAGCGCGGUGGACUGACAACUGCUGAAGCAGAAGAACGCAUGCGGGCGAAGAAGAUUGCCAUCGAGGAGCGAAAUUGCGAUAUAAUCAAGGACGAUUUUUGGGAGGAAAAUCCUCAUUUGCUGGAUCCCUGA